Messenger RNA from Yarrowia lipolytica CLIB122, 1416 nucleotides. RefSeq lists its product as uncharacterized. The record is from RefSeq and is a predicted model, not a curated record. Lineage: Eukaryota; Fungi; Ascomycota; Dipodascomycetes; Dipodascales. Gene Ontology annotation, biological process: cellular response to nitrosative stress; nitric oxide catabolic process. Gene Ontology annotation, molecular function: heme binding; oxygen binding; nitric oxide dioxygenase [NAD(P)H] activity. Gene Ontology annotation, cellular component: intracellular anatomical structure.
AUGGAGCAAAACGAAGCAGCAGAAACGACGGAGAAGGAGAGCGGGGAGAGAUACCACGCUGACACCGCACUAGCCGCACCGCCACCAAGACGGACUUUGUCGUUUGAAACUCCGCCGUUGGAAACUCCGCCGCUUGCACCUUUCUAUCCGUCGUCCCGAACGUCGUCAAUCUCGUCAGUUUCGUCCGCUCUCGGCCGCUUUUCCAACCUGCCACUGAUUCCCCGACGAAUGGCUGCUGCAGCCGAUCAAAGUCAAUCUGCAAAUUCGCCCUUAAGAACCAUGGGUGUGCACGUCCGCGACGACUCGAUCCACAGCCAGCACGAAAAAAUGGCCGACAUUGACGGAUACUCGCAGUCCCAGCGAGACUUCUACACAAUCAAACCGCACCUGUACGCACAGCAGCCGGUCAAAACGUCCACGGCACCCCAGCAGUUCCACCUCAACUCCAACGACGCCAGAGAAACCAGAACCAAUGGCGCCGUGACCCCCACAAAUUCGGCGGCACGGCCGUCCAAGGCAGAGGUCGUCUUCAACAUGACCCGCGAAGACAUCAACCUGACCAAAGAGCUGUGGGCAAAGCUCAUGAACGACCCCGAGACACUUGAAAGCAGCGCCGCCUACGGAACACCCACGGCGCUCUUCUGCGAACAGUUCUACACCAACCUCAUGGCAUCCCACGCCGAGCUCACGUCCAUCUUCCCUUCCAUCAAAAAACAAUCGGUGGCGGUCGCAGGCGUGUUUGGACUCGCCAUCAAGUCGCUCGACCACAUUGAAAAGUUGGACGAAUUCCUGUGGUCGGUGGGAAAACGACACAACCGAAUGAUCGGCGUCGAACCCAUCCACUACCGAUGGCUAGGAGAAGCCAUGAUCAAAACCUUUGCCGACCGGUUCGGAGACUCCUUCACCCUGGAAAUGGAAACCGCCUGGAUCAAAAUCUACUCCUAUCUCGCCAACAAACUGUUGGCCGCCGACGAGGAGCCCAACGUGCUCAUGUUCGCGCCCCAGAAACGAUUCCAGCAACAACCGCAGCCCAUGCUCUCCUCGUCCCCAACUGGCCCCGGUGUCUCCCCCACUUCUUCCUACACCGGAGGCUACCAGACAACCCAGGACGUGCGAAAACCCAGCGUCUCCAGCUCAGUCAACACCCAGUCGCUCAACACCUCCACCUCCAACUCCACCGCUCCUACUUCUACAAUGAACUCGGCCAACACCCCCUCCUUGCCCGCCGCUCCCUCAGCUAACAAUGCCGCAAACUAUGCUGCCCGCCGAAACGUCUCCAACACCCCCGCCAUGCCCAGCUCUGCUCCUGCUCCUACACCCAUGGGUGCCGACAAUGCCUUCACCAAGAACGGACGAAAGGGAGGACGAAAGCACGGACGAAAGGGCAAGGACGAUGAAAAGUGUGUCAUUGUUUAA